Chrysemys picta bellii (western painted turtle) is the source of this 1414-nucleotide messenger RNA. Lineage: Eukaryota; Metazoa; Chordata; Testudines; Emydidae. The record is from RefSeq and is a predicted model, not a curated record.
GCACAGAUGGGACGUCUCUGCAAGGAGGCGCUGGAGGAGUUGAAGCAGAUGAACUCUCAGAACGCCAAAGGGAAGCUGCAGGGCUUCUUGGACAUUCUGGAGAAGCCGAUAAAUCUGGUCGGGCAGCAGAGCGAGAGCGUGGAGCAGAGACACCGGACCGCGACGGAGCUCAUGGCCACAGUGGAGAAGCAGUUGAGAAUGCUGGCCCUGACCCUGCGUGACAGCACGAUCAGCAUCGUAUCCACCAAUGGCACAGAGCUGGGGCUGGCGGUCAGGCAGGCUGGGUACCAGAGCCAGGAGACCGUGACACUGCAGCAGAGCAAGACGCAGAUGGAAUUAAACUGGGCCGGAGCCCCAGGACAGAAAAAUGAAGGCUUCACGCUGGCCGGGCUGCUGACAUACCAGGGGAUGAGCUCCAUCCUGGACGGUGCUGGGUGGGUGGAGGCGCCCGAGUGGGACAGGAUCGGCCAGACGGGGAAGUGGGCGCAGGACCCCGGGCGGCCCAGCUACCGUGUGCUGUCUCCAGUGGUGUCGGCCUUCAUCAGUGACCCGAACCCCCAGGCACUCGGCCUCUCCGUCAGCAUCCGCUUCAGCCACCCGGUGCCGGAGUCCAAGGCCGACCUGCGCCUCCUCUGCGCCUACUGGGAGCCUGACAGCAGGCACUGGGCCACCAACGGCUGCACCCUGCAGAAGUUGACCACCAACAGCACCCGCUGCCAGUGCAACCACCUGACCAGCUUCGCCGUGCUCAUGGCCUUCUACGAGCUGGAGGACUGGACCCUGGACGUCAUCACCAAGGUGGGGCUGGUGAUCUCGCUGCUGUGCCUGCUGCUGUCCAUCGUCACCUUCCUCUUCUGCCGCGCCCUCAAGGGCCCCCGCACCACCAUCCACCUGCACCUCUGCCUGGCGCUCUUCAUCGCCUACACCGUCUUCCUCACCGGCACCUCCAGCACCGGCAACAGGGUGGUGUGCGGCGUGGUGGCCGGGCUCCUGCACUAUUUCUUCCUGGCCGCCUUCUGCUGGAUGUGCCUGGAGGGCGCCGAGCUCUACCUGCUGGUGGUUCAGGUCUUCACCCCCCACGGCCUCAGGCGCCGCUACAUGUUCCUGCUGGGCUACGGCGUGCCGGCCCUCAUCGUGGGCGUCUCGGCCGCCAUCUACAGCAAGGGCUACGGCACGGCGCGCCACUGCUGGCUCUCGCUGGAGAAGCAAUUCAUCUGGAGCUUCCUGGCGCCCGUCUGCAUCAUCAUCGCGGUCAACGCCGUGAUCUUCGUGGUCACCGUCUGGAAGCUGUCGCUGAAGUUCGCUGACAUCAACCCCGACAUGAGCCAGCUGAAGAAGCUCAGGUAGCGGGCGCGGCCCCCGGGGCAGCAGAGACCCUGGCACUGCCCUGCUGCCCCCCGUCGGGGGAGGGGGA